AUGGUAUAAUUGUGACAUUUGAUGUUCAUCAGGGGAAAUCUGAAGAAUCAUUUGGUGUUGUUGAGUAAAACAGCAGACAGCAUUUGCGAUGGAGAUUUAGUGGACAAACAGAUCCGCUCCAGACAGGCAUGGUCUCUGCUUCCCACACAGGCGAUUUAUGCGAGCGUGUUGCCGGGGGAGCUGAUGCGGGGUUAUAUGAGUCAGUUUCCGACUUUUCCCAGCUGGUUGGGCAAGUUCUCAUCAGCUGGCAAACACAGGCGCAUCAUACAGGAGCUUGCUUCACACAUGAGCCUAAAAACGUUAAGUAGUAAGGAAGCCAUGAAUCUGGAUUACCUGCCGUAUUUGCGCUCAGCAAUAUUAGAGUCUCUUCAGUCGCAAGGUUCAGAGGGAGCCAGUCAGAGUGUGAAGCUCAUGGAUGAUUACGACAUCAUCAAAGAGGAUGUUGAUAACAUGAUGGAGAUCAGCAUGUGGGGCGGACAGCCGGAUCCUUACUCUAAACUAGACUCCAAGGUGAAAGCUGCAUUUACAAGAGCCUACAAUAAGGAAUCCCAUCUUACGCCGUACUCCUUACAAGUGGUGAAGAAAAGCCGUAAAGGUGCUGUUGACCCUGAGCUUAUAGGAGAGCUUGAAAGUGAAUCUCAGUUCCAGGAAGAGGAAGAAGACGAUGGGGUUACAGCAGAUGCAAUGAUCAAGCAGAAGAAAGCUAAACCAGCAAAAGACGUCAAGCAAGAGAAACCAGGGGCUUCUGGGAAGGGGAAAGGCAGGGGUAAAGGAAAGGCCAUGAAGUGAAUUAAACAUAGAAGGGAAUGAGACAGAAAGCCCUCCUCUCUCUCUGUUUUCACAAAGAUGUGAGUGGCUGAAUGACAUCAGCUCUAUACACAGAACUUUUUUGUCUGUGAGUCAUACUUGUGCACUUCCUGAAAGCCAUCACUCAGCUUAAGCUGCUUUCAGCAGAGCGGACACUGCAGGGACCAGGAGCUGGGGGUGGACCACACAUUUUCACAGAAGUUAUUAUAUAGUUCACGAUUCAUCAAGCAUACACACAUGCAUCAUACUGUUAACACAUGGCGCUGAAGCUAUAUUCAUCUCAAAGGUAAACAGAAUUAAGGGCACUUAAUGUCACUGUACUCGUGUAACCCUCAUGACAAAGUACACAAGCAUUUUAAUAUAUUAGCUUCAGCUUUUCACAUUUAAACACACAUACACCCUCUUCCACAUGGAUACCAACUGUACUUGCUGCAUGUCAGCUAGCUACCACACAUCGUGUAAAUAUGUAUCUGCCAUAUUAGCAUUUUUCACUUUGUUACUUUGAAUACUUGCUGAUAAAUAUAUAUAAAUAACCCCUUUCUUAGUGUUUUCUAUGGCAGUACUUUUGGAUUGAUAGUGUCUGAUAUUAACCUGAAGAUUAUCCUGUAAAUGACUGAAUGUGUGCGAUUCAAAAAUUAAAACGAGAAUUAUGUU
Messenger RNA from Sinocyclocheilus rhinocerous, 1461 nucleotides. Its product is annotated as replication factor C subunit 1-like. NCBI's taxonomy places the organism in Eukaryota, Metazoa, Chordata, Actinopteri, Cypriniformes, Cyprinidae. Bases 22 to 789 code for a protein of 255 amino acids. Gene Ontology annotation, cellular component: DNA replication factor C complex; nucleus. The transcript has 5 exons. Gene Ontology annotation, biological process: DNA replication. The record is from RefSeq and is a predicted model, not a curated record. Gene Ontology annotation, molecular function: DNA clamp unloader activity; DNA binding; ATP binding.